CAGGAACCCCCAGUGCUGUGUCCACAUUCUAGAGGGGAAGUUUGCUGGGACCCUGGUACCACCUUGCCAGUGGAAUGUCAGCCACACUGGAUCUGAAAUCGAAGGAGGAGAAGGAUGCUGAGUUGGACAAGAGGAUCGAGGCUCUUCGGCGAAAAAAUGAGGCCCUCAUCCGGCGCUACCAGGAGAUUGAGGAGGACCGGAAAAAAGCCGAACUCGAGGGAGUGGCCGUGACAGCUCCCCGGAAGGGCCGCUCGGUGGAGAAGGAGAACGUGGCAGUUGAGGCGGAGAAAAACUUGGGUCCCUCUCGGAGGUCUCCUGGGACCCCACGACCCCCAGGGGCCAGCAAGGGAGGCCGGACACACCCCCAGCAGGGAGGCCGGGCAGGCAUGGGCCGGGCGGCCCGCAGCUGGGAGGACAGUUCUGGGGAGCAGUCUCGAGGAGGAUCUGGGGGCCGUGGCCGGAGGGGCCGGGGCAGGGGGUCCCCUCAACUCUCAGGAGCUGGAGAUGCCUCAGCUGCCGACCGCAAAUCUAAGGAGUGGGAGGAGCGGCGCCGGCAGAACAUCGAGAAGAUGAACGAGGAGAUGGAGAAGAUAGCAGAGUAUGAGCGCAACCAGCGGGAAGGUGUGCUGGAGCCCAACCCAGUGCGGAACUUCCUGGACGACCCCCGGCGACGCAGCGGACCCCUGGAGGAGCCUGAGCGGGACCGCCGGGAAGGCAGCCGCCGUCAUGGGCGCAACUGGGGGGGGCCCGACUUCGAGCGGGUGCGCUGCGGCCUGGAGCAGGAGCGGCAGGGCCGCCGGGCCGGCCUGGGUGGCGCUGGUGACAUGACGCUGUCCAUGACGGGCCGCGAGCGGUCGGAGUAUCUGCGCUGGAAGCAGGAGAGGGAGAAGAUCGACCAGGAGCGGCUGCAGAGACACCGCAAGCCCACUGGCCAGUGGCGGCGGGAGUGGGAUGCUGAGAAGACUGAUGGCAUGUUCAAGGAUGGGCCAGCUGCUGACCCUGAACCAUCCCACCGCUAUGAUGACCAGGCCUGGACUCGGCCCCCCAAGCCCCCCACUUUCAGGGAGUUCCUGUCCCAGCACAAAGCUGAGGUCAGCCGCAGGAGGAGGAAGAGUAGCCGACCCCAGACCAAGGCAGCCCCUCGUGCCUACAGUGACCAUGAUGACCGCUGGGAGACUGAGGACACAGUGUCCCCAGCCCCUGAGGCCCCACAGCCCGCUCCACCUGAGGAGACGCCCUCGCAGCCACCCGAGACCCCAGCUCCUCCUGCCCACCGGCCCCCUGAGGAUGAGGGGGAGGAGGACGUGGGGGAGGAGGAUGAGGGGGAGGAUGAGGAGUGGGAAGACGUGAGUGAGGAGGAGGAAGAGGAGGUCGAGGAAGAAGAAGAGGCUGAUGAGGAGGAAGAAGAACCAGCCCAAGGCCAUGAACCCCAAGAGGCUGAGCCCACCGGAAGCCCUCCCCGAAGCCGCACCAGAAGUCCCACCGGUGAGCAGGCUGACAGAGAGCGGUCGAGGCCAGAGGAGCCCCUGCCACUGCCCCAGGCCCCUGCCACGCCUUCUAGCCCCUUUUCACCCCCUGGAGACCACCAACCCGUGUCUGACUGGGGUGAAGAGAUGGAGCUGAAUUCUCCCCGGGAUGCCCACCCGGCCAAUGCCCUGUCUCCGGAGGCGGGUACCGAGGGCCAGGAGACCGCGGAGAUCACCGACUUCCAGAGGGCCUCCCCGAAUUCCUGAAGACGCUGCUGGGAGGGGACUGAAGCUUCCCCGCCUUGAUGGGGUGGGGGCGGCAGGAGGGGGUUAGUCUGGAUUCCCAGGCUGCGCUCUCUCCUCCCCGGAGACCGCUCUGGAUCCCAUGGCUUUAGGGAGAGGGAGAAAUUGAGGGUGGUGGGGAGGAGUUGGGGAAGGGGCGUGAUUGGGUUGUGGGGUAGAGGUGGGGCUUCGGGGAGUGUUUAGACCUCAGUACACUAAGUAGCGAGGAGGUCCCGCCAGGGGCGUGGUUAGGAUGCCUGGGCGGGGCCAGAAUUCUGGUGGAUGGAGUUAGAACAUAGGGCGGCCUUAGAUGUCGGAUGGGGCCGCGUGAGCCGGUUUAGAUGGGAGUUCCUAAUGCGGGUGUGGGGUGCAGCCCUCGGUCGAGGGCGUGUUCAGUACAGUGCUAGAACUAGUGGAGUGAGGCGGAGGAAAGGGGUGGAGCCUGGACUAGAGAGCGUGAAUCCAGGGAGUGAAGAGGGUGGCUUCGAAUGCUAAGAGUCGAGUCUGAUUCAGAGGCACGUUAGAAGCGGAGCGGGCCUGCGGCUAAGGAGUGAGGGGGGGGGGGGUCUGUGAGGCCCAAACCUCGCACGGCGGUGGGGCUCGGAGGCGGGGCUAGAUGAUUAGGAGAAGUGUGAGUCGCG
Molecule: messenger RNA, 2389 nt
Organism: Neomonachus schauinslandi (Hawaiian monk seal)
Lineage: Eukaryota; Metazoa; Chordata; Mammalia; Carnivora; Phocidae
Gene: CCDC9
Product: coiled-coil domain containing 9
Exons: 13
Coding region: 75-1733 (552 amino acids)
Source: RefSeq, a predicted model, not a curated record